Messenger RNA from Paraglomus occultum, 1518 nucleotides. The record is from the annotation of a GenBank genome assembly. Lineage: Eukaryota; Fungi; Glomeromycota; Glomeromycetes; Paraglomerales; Paraglomeraceae.
AUGUCUGUAGUUCCUUUUCGUAGAAUAUUACCGACUACUCGCUUAAUCAGAUCACCGCUACCACCUCGGUAUCUAUACUGUCCGGGAUGUCGUUACCCAUUUUCUUCAUUGCUUGCAAAAAGUAAAAAAGAUGGCAGGCUGCAAAUCUUGUCAAAGGCACACAGUACAGACGCCGGCUCGGUGCAAGCAGAAUCACUUUAUCGACAAAGAUCUGCCGCAACGUACGAUGAUAUAUCAGACGACGUAGCGCUGUCUACAUUUGGCCCAAUGUCUAGUUACAGGAAUAUAGUGGCAUCUGGGAUGGUGAGAGAAGAUGAAUUCCAGCGAGGUGUCGUUCAAAUUCUUCAGAAUUUACACGAUCGUCUGCAGACAUAUGACCCGCCACUUAUACCCAUUGAAACGAAUGCAGACGACAAGAACUCUAUCUUAUCCAAGUUAUCCAGAUUAUUCUCAAUACAACCGAAUCUGUUUCCGGAAAAUAGGCCCAAGGGAAUAUAUUUAUAUGGAGGGGUUGGAGCAGGAAAAACAAUGUUAAUGGAUCUAUUUUAUAAUACGCUUUCGACAAAAAGAAAGCGACGAGUCCACUUCCAUCCCUUUAUGCUGGACGUCCAUGCACGCGUGCAUAAAUUAAAGCAAAUGAAUUCAGAGACUUACGACCCACUACCGUCAAUUGCAAACGAGCUGGCAAACGAAUCGAUAGUUCUCUGCCUGGAUGAAUUUCAAGUCACAGAUAUUGCGGAUGCAAUGAUUCUCCGACGUUUGCUCAAAAAGCUUUUCGAUCGCGGUGUCGUCUUGGUCACAACCUCAAAUCGCCCUCCAGACGACCUCUAUAAAAAUGGCAUCCAACGAAAGUCCUUCCUUCCGUGUAUAGAUCUCAUCAAAGAAUGUUGUCACGUGCAAAAUCUCGAUUCGGGUACCGACUAUCGGAAACUCACCAAAAAUUUGAUGAAGCUGUACUUUACGCCAUUAGGAGAACAGUCGACAAGAGAGAUUGAGGAACUUUUUUCGAUGCUGACCGUGGGAAGACAAGUCGAACAGCAUAAACUGGAUUUUUGGGGACGGUCCUUGAUCGUGCCUCAGGCAGUGGGAGUCGUAGCAAAGUUUUCUUUUGAAGAAUUGUGUAAGAUGCCUUUGAGUGCGGCGGAUUAUUUAGAGUUGGUGAGGCAUUACAAGACAAUAUUUGUGACUGAUAUCCCGAGGAUGACUUUGGCCAUGAGGAAUGAAGCAAGGAGAUUCAUCACGUUUAUCGAUGCAAUCUAUGACACCAGAACGACGCUCAUAUGCUCAGCUGAAGUGCCAAUCACCGAGCUCUUUACGACUGAAGAAGACUCGAAUCCUCUCGAGGACCAUCAUAGAGCCCUAAUGGACGAUCUGGAUCUUCAUGGUCAUGAACACAAGGCCAACCCGAUAUUCACGGGUGAAGAGGAGAUAUUUGCUUUCGAAAGAGCAGUAUCGAGGGUUAUCGAGAUGCAAGGAAUAAACUGGGUCAGACCCACUUUACGAGGAUUCGAUCUAUGA